CUGGUACAAAGCAGAAAAGUUUGUUGAGCCCAUUGGAGAAUGCUUUAGCUUUCUCAGCAGCCUGCCCCUAAGCCCUAAGCCCAGUAAAAACAUGCAUACAGCUGCAAUUCCCAGGCCUAUUGCCUUUUUGCCUCAGGACAAAACAUGCUCCGGGAGCCCAACAGCAUUUCGAGAGGCAGGGAAGGUGCAGCCUCAUAGCACAAGUAGCAUGAAGAGGUAUGAGCAGAAUUUGCCAAAACCUGAAAACCGCCCCUGAAGAAUCAAGCAGAAAUAGAGUAGUUAAAAGGCACUGUGGUUCCUGGAUGACAAGCGUGCCCUAAGAAAAAUGCCAUGAUGAGGAUGAUGAUGAUGAUGUUGAUGAAACUCCAUUAUAGAACAGCAAUGUGAGAUCAUCAGCUCAUGCAAUGAAAACCAUGGCUCUUGUGACCAAAGACAGAAUCCAGGCAAAGGCCCCAUUUGCAGAAGCUGCAGAAGGAAGAAACAAGCCAGAAAACACCAGAUAACUUCAGCAGGAUGAGCCCCAGUGUUCUGGGCAGCAAUUCUCUUCCAUAUCCAUGGGGAGCCUGUGGACUUCUGGCAAGCGCUACUGGCAUCUUGCAUGACUAGAGAGAAUCUUGCUUAGCCUGAGCAUCAUGUCUACAGCAAGCAUUGCUGCUCCAGAAAUGAGGCUGCCCUUGAAAACGAACUUUAUGAACAACCGGCUGGGCCUCAGCAGCCUGAAAGCCUGCUGGAGCAGCCGCAACAGUGGCUUUGAAAAUUCUUUCUUCAGCAUGGAUCCUGUCGCAGUGGCCUACAGUCUGAAUUCAUCUGCGCAGCAUCACUUAACGUCCAUGGACCAUGAUUCCCACCCUGGCCCAGUCCAGUGCCACAGCCAGGCAGAAGACAGCAGCUGUAUUUCACCUCAUACAGCCAGCCCUCCUCUGCUGAGCCACUCAACUGAGAGGCCUGCUUCAGACCCAGAGUAUCACAUCUUUUCUGACUUCAGCAGGCUCUCUGUGAACCGGGAUGGUACUCCUGAUGGGGCACUACCUCACACCUCUGUGAAAAAUGGGCCACCACUGCAUCUUUUCCCUCCUGUGUCCUCAAGUGAGCGAAGUGCCCGACCACUGCCCCCAUUGCCCAUUACUGAGAACUUUCUGGUUGAUGAGGUGGACAGGGAAGUUGAGUUCUUGACCAGUUCAGACACAGACUUUUUGUUAGAGAACUGCAGUGGCCCAACCUUCAGGACCACUGCCCAGGGCAGGCGAAGCUUCAGGGGCUGCGGGCAGGUCAACUACGCCUACGUCAAUGCUCCAGCAGGGCAGACAUCUGAAGAGCCCUGUUGCACCUCGGCAAAGCAGAGUGGGAGCGCUGCUGGUGUUUGCCCACCGCCGCCACCGCCUCCACAGCAGCUUCACCGCCGCUUGCGACGCUCACACUCAGGGCCUGCUGGUUCUUUCCACAAACCCACAGGGAGGAUCUCCGGCCACUUCCAUGGGGUCCCCCCGAGCUCUGAUGACAAACCUGAGGUCCCACCCAGGGUCCCCAUCCCUCCCCGAGUGCUCAAACCAGACCAUCGGAGGUGGUCUGCUGAAGUAGCUUCUAAUGCCUACAGUGAUGAGGACAAGCCCCCCAAAGUGCCUCCAAGGGAGCCUUUAUCCCAGAGCCAUUCUCGGACACCGAGCCCCAAAAGCUUGCCCUCAUACCUCAAUGGGGUGAUGCCUCCCACCCAGAGUUUUGCCCCUGAUCCCAAGUACGUCAGCAGCAAAGCCCUCCAGAGGCAGCAUAGUGAAGGUUCAGCUAACAAGGCCCCGUGCAUCCUUCCCAUUAUUGAAAAUGGCAAGAAAGUCAGCUCCACACACUACUACCUUCUGCCGGAAAGGCCUCCCUACCUAGACAGGUAUGAGAAGUUCUUCCAGGAAGUAGACGAGACUGGCCUCAGUGUGGAAGAGAGGCAGCAACUGUGGGACAAGAAAGAUGGUGUGAUAGCCAAGACCAGAAUGGCUGGCCCCAUGAAGCCCAAACAUUUCCCUUGCAUGGUUUCUCCAUAGGUAUGGGAAGUGGGCCAGUUAAGUAGGGGGAAGCUUUGAGUGAUCUGGCAAUGAGCCAUUCUCCAAGGACAAUAUGCAGCAGAGCUGCUUCUGAACUUGAGAAGGGAGCGAAUGUGGCAAUGGCCACCUCACCUGUCCAGCCUGCUGCUUUCUUCUUGUUCUCAAUGAUACAAGAAGAAGACUUAGAAUUAUAGAAUCAUAGAAUAGGAGAGUUGGAAGGGUCUAUAAGGCCAUCGAGUCGUCCCCUUGCUCAAUGCAGGACUCCAGUUAAAGCAUCCCUGGUAGAUGGCUGUCCUCUUGACUGCCUCUUGAUUGCCUCCAGGGUGGGACAGCCGGUGACCUCCCUGAGUCAGUGGUUCCAUUUCUAUAUUGUGCCAACAGUGAGGAAGCUCUUCCUGAUGUUCAGCUGGAAUCUGGCUUCCUGUAACUUAAGCCUGUUAUUCUGUGCCCUGCACCCUGAGGUGCCUGUGAAGAGAUCUUGGGCUUUGAAAAGUGCUCUCAUAUCUUCCCUCAGUCUUCUCAAGGCUAAACAUGUCUUGGAGACAGACUGGCGUAUAUGUAACUACAGUUGGCCAGUUAUUCCACAUUAUGGAGAAACUAAUUUCUAAGCUUACCUAAGUAGGAAAAGUGGCAGUCUUGUGAAUUAAUCAAGUGGCUGAAGCAGUUAGCAGAGGUGAAAACCCACUUCUCCUACUGUGGUUGAUCUCACUGGAUCACUUUCUAGAUGGUGGCAGGUGACAAUUUAAAUUCUUUUCCUGCCAAUGUUUCUCUUCUCUGCAAAGAGAAUGGGCUUUCCUUCAAAACCAGGAACUGCUCUCAUGGGGGUGCGGGUAAGAGAUAUAACAAGCGUGCCCACAUUCUGAAACUUUGCAAAUACAUCCAAUAAGUCAAGUGUUCACAGUUUGGCAGGGGAGAGAUGAGAGCUGAUUUGCCUACCAUGCUUGACUCCCCCCUGCCCCCACUAACAGAGUCAAAAAUGCUUAGCAAAAUUCCACUGGUUUUCCUCUGGCUGGGACCAACAAAUGGCAGUCUCUCUUGGCCUGCAGUUGUCUGCCAUCCUCUUUGUGAACCUGCAAAAGGUGUCACAUUGAUCUUUCAGAAUCCACACCGUGUCUUUGCAGUUGGGUAGCAGCUAUGAGUUUCUGUUGCUACAUGGGGAAGGGGCAAUUUCAUAUCAGAGGCAAUAAACAUUUUAAAAAUUAGAAAAAAACCCUGUCCUCCCUGCAGAAGUGCUUAGACAUUGCAAUGUGGCACGAGCUGGUCUUGUGCCCACUUCUAGUUCAGAGUUCUGUGGGGAGGGGAGGCAGCCAAGUGGCCCGUUCCGAUUCCUUGCUUCCUUGCCAGGCCCUCUCGUCCACCUUUCGAAACUCUGCUGCGAUAGCCUCACCUUGACCCCUUUGGGGUACAGCAGAAGGUGCUGUGCUUGUUGCUCCUGCUUCUCCCCCCCCCCCCCCACCAUCAGUUCCUUAGUGAUUGUAGGCCCAAAGCAAAGGCAGUCUCUGAUGAAGGCCUGCCUGGGCUUUGGUCUUCCCUUGGUCAUAAAUACAACUGUUUACAGUUACAAAUAUCUGCUGAAUGAGAGUUUUUUUCCUGAAACUUCUAGGAAGGUGACCUGGUUCUAACACAAACUAAAUGAAGGCAGUCUACAUGUCUAGAAACAAUGCACUGAGAGUCAUGCAUCAGGUGUACAGUAUUGAGGAAAAAUUAAGAUGUUCACUUUGUAUUUUGGAUAUUGCCAUGUUCUGAAUGUAAUAAAGUUAUAAUGUCCUUAUUUAUGAUAA
Varanus komodoensis (Komodo dragon) is the source of this 3811-nucleotide messenger RNA. RefSeq names its product ERBB receptor feedback inhibitor 1 (gene ERRFI1). Bases 633 to 2030 code for a protein of 465 amino acids. Gene Ontology annotation, biological process: regulation of keratinocyte differentiation; negative regulation of epidermal growth factor receptor signaling pathway. NCBI's taxonomy places the organism in Eukaryota, Metazoa, Chordata, Lepidosauria, Squamata, Varanidae. The record is from RefSeq and is a predicted model, not a curated record. The transcript is spliced from 4 exons. Gene Ontology annotation, cellular component: extrinsic component of cytoplasmic side of plasma membrane.